AAGACAGGUAACUGGAAAAGACUAAUUUGCCCACAACGGCGUUUUCCUAUUCCCACCUUCUUUAUCUUUUCCAACUGUACCAUUGGUACGAACAGCACAGGUAAGAAGACAAGAUUGCAUAAUAUACUUCAGGGUAAGCUCGAGAAUCGACGCAAAUUCAGUUUGGAUCUUUGGACUAUUCGAUUACAGAAGCAGGCGAGGGGAGGGAUGGAUUGAUAGCACGAAUAAUGGAGGUCCAUGCUCUGGCGCCAAGGCCACCCACCCACGCACCAUAGUUUCCCGUUGCAUAAAAUAAUAGAAAAAUAAUUCUACGGGGGCAAUAAAUUCUUGUUCAAGAAAUGACCUCUGAAUGCGAGAGCAGUUACUGCUUGCAACAAACAAUGUUUAAUAAAGUGGGCUUUGUACAGAGUAUGCAUGUACAAGAUUCUUGACCUUUUUUCUCAAAAGAGAACAAGAGACAUCACAUUAUAAUCAUGAAUGCCUGUCUAGUGUGUUGUACUGAAGCUUUGUUUCCAGCCAAUCUCCGUAUUCCAUCCUUUUUUGUUUUCUGUGUUUCUAGAGACUCUCGUUUAUAGGGAUAUUAAAUUAUUAUGCUAAUCUGUUUGUUGAUGGUAUUUGGUUAUUUGUGUUGAGGUGGGAAAGUUGCUUACUUUCAAUUCAGAGAAAAUAUUUCAGAAUCCUCCUUGUUUAUUUAUUUGAUUGGCUUUGAAUUGUAUUUGCUUUGGGAUUUUUCCUUAGAUCUGCUGGCUGAUCGAGCUUUGUCUUGGUGGGUGCACCAGCCUUGCAUGAAGGGGAGAAUCCAGCUGAAUGAUUUAAAUUAGGAAUUUUCAUGUAUCGUUGGUGUUUCUUUUUGAUGUGCUUAUUUAGUGGUGCUUGAAUUCUCGGGUCGGCUGGGAAGAAAAACAAGGGUGGAUACAGUAACCCAAAGCACACAUACUAUAUAGGGUGGGUUCAGCCAGAGGUCAAUGAUGCUGGGCCAGGGGACAGGGAUCUUGGGCUUAUUGCCUCUGUUAUUUAUUCUCAUUCUUUCUUGUUCUGCUGAGGCUCAGAAAUCGGCUGUCCUGAUAAAUUGUGGGGCAAAGGGCAGUGCAAAUGUGGAUGGAAGGGAAUGGGCAUCUGAUACAGCUCCUGGAAACAAUAUGACCCUCAGCAGCCCCCCUGGAAUUGGGGUUUCUACAAAUGUAUUCAAUGGUGAUCCAGCAUACGAGCAGCUUUACAAGAAUGCUAGAAUUUUCUCCGACAGUCUGAAUUACACUUUUCAAGGACUGAAAGGGGAUUAUUUUCUCAGGCUUCAUUUUUACCCUUUGGUUGCUGAUGGAUAUAAUGUGAAUGAGUCUUACUUUUCCGUCGAGGCUAAUGGUUUCAAGUUGGUUUCUGAGAUGAAUGUCCCUGGUGAGAUUUCAGAUAAGAAUUUGAACUUGGUGCAACAUGGGGCUAAUUCCAGCUAUUUCUAUUUGUUGAAGGAGUACUUCUUCUCUGUUGAUAGUGAUGUGAUUGUUGUAAGUUUCGUUCCGUCCAAAGGGUCUUUUGGUUUUGUCAGUGCAAUAGAAGUUAUUUUAGUGGGAAAUAAGCUGUUUAGUGACUCAGUGCUCAGAGUUGGUGUGAAUGGUGGUGAUGGUUCAGUGAACUUGAGCAAACGAGGAAUUGAAACAAUGUAUAGAUUGAAUGUUGGGGGUUCCUCUAUUAAGCCUUCGCAGGAUUCAUUUUUGUGGAGAACAUGGGGAAUGGAUACAAGCUACAUGAUCAAUGCAGAUGCUGGCAAAGAAAUCGCAAACGGAACUAAUGUCACUUAUGCCAAUUCAAAUGACACUGCUGUGGCUCCUCUGGAAGUGUAUGAAACUGCUAGAAUCCUGACAAAUGCUGAAGUCAUUGACAAGAGAUUCAACAUGUCCUGGAAAUUGGAAAUUGAUCCAAAUUUUGAGUAUCUCAUCCGCUUGCAUUUCUGUGAACUGGAGUAUGAUAAGCCCAAUCAAAGGGUUUUCAGAAUAUUCAUAAACAAUAAAACUGCCACCGACAACUUUGACAUCUAUGUUCGAGCUGGAGGAAUGAACAAGGCAUAUCAUGAGGAUUUCUUUGAUUCUGUAAAGAGCUACACCAUAUGGAUACAACUAGGUCCUGACCCGACAACCGGUUCUGCUGGAACAGAUGCUCUCCUAAAUGGUUUGGAGAUUUUCAAGCUUAGUCGUAAUGGAAAUCUUGCUUUUGUACAAACAUAUAGCAAUAUAAAAGUGAAGAGCUCUUCAAGAAGCUUGGUCCUUUGGGUGGGCAUUGGAGCUUGUGUUACUUCGAUUGCCAUUCUUGGAGCCAUAUGCAUGAUGGUCAGGCGUUUCUGUAAAAAGAAAGGAGACUUAAAUGAUACCAAGAAGAGCCCUCCCGGCUGGCGACCUUUGUUUUAUGGAUCUGUUCUGAACAGCAAAGCCAAUCCAAAAGGAUCAACUAGCUACCAUUAUCAGAAUGGUCAAUAUGGCAUUACUCGUUCUGGGAGGCGUUUUACAUUAGCUGAGAUCAGAGCAGCGACGCAAAACUUUGAUGAAAGUUUACUGAUUGGAGUAGGAGGAUUCGGUAAGGUAUACCAAGGAAAAAUUGAUGAAAGCACCCUUGUGGCAAUUAAGAGGGCAAAUCCACAAUCUCAGCAGGGCCUGAUGGAAUUUGAGACGGAGAUUGAAAUGCUGUCAAAGCUUAGGCACAGGCAUCUUGUCUCCUUAAUUGGGUUCUGUGAUGAGCAGAAUGAGAUGAUUCUGAUAUAUGAAUACAUGGCGAAGGGAACUCUCAGGAGUCAUUUGUUUGGGUGUGACCUUCCGCCAUUGAGCUGGAAACAUCGUCUGGAGAUUUGCAUUGGUGCAGCACGAGGACUGCAUUAUCUUCACACUGGUUCGGAUAGAGGCAUCAUACACAGAGAUGUAAAGACGACCAACAUAUUGUUGGAUGAAGACUUUGUAGCAAAAGUGGCUGAUUUCGGACUGUCCAAAGCUGGUCCUUCACUGGAGCAAACUCAUGUAAGCACUGCAGUUAAAGGCAGCUUUGGCUAUCUUGAUCCUGAAUAUUUUAGACGGCAGCAAUUGACUGAGAAGUCUGAUGUAUACUCAUUUGGCGUUGUCCUGUUUGAAGUUGUCUGUGCACGAGCUGUGAUUAACCCUACAUUGCCCAAGGAUCAGAUCAACCUUGCAGAGUGGGCUAUGCGUUGGCAACGAGAAAGAUCACUGGAAAGAAUAAUUGACCCAAGCCUCAGAGAAAAUUAUUCUACAGAAUCACUGAUUAGAUUUGGAGAGAUUGCAGAGAAAUGUCUUGCUGAUGAGGGGAAGAGCAGGCCUACAAUGGGAGAAGUUCUCUGGCACUUGGAGUAUGUCCUACAGCUUCAUGAUGCCUGGUUGCGGAGUAAUGCCAAAGAUGAUUCAGUUGCCGCAAUCCAGGGCUUAAAGAAUUCUGCCAUUGAUGAGGGCGAAUCUGAUGGGAUCAUCGACGCAGAAAAUUUAGAUACUGGGGUGGAGAUGAAAACCAGCACUGAUGGAGGAUCAGUCUUGGGAACAGGUAGCAUGCUGGCUUCCGGGGUUGAUGCUUUCUCGCAGAUGGUAGACCAACGGGGAAGGUGAAAUCAUAACCCUGUGGCCAUGCAUGAUCUGGUAUUAUAUCACAAAAUUGGCAUGUGUAGGAAUUUCCAUAUAAGGCUUUGGAAAUCCUUUUCAAGCAUUUACACAAAUCUUUAAUUCAGGUUCAAUUCUUUUAUUCUUCUGUUUCAGUCAUUUAGGUCCAGUAUUUGCUGUCUUCAAUUAACUGUACACUGAAAGAGCUUGAGGGGCUUGAGAGUACCAUGAACUGCUGCUGGAAUUGUAAUGAGUUUUUCUUUUCUUUUUCUCAAGUAAUGAGUUUGUUUGUUGUUUGCACAGAAUUCUUUUGUAUUCAUGG
Molecule: messenger RNA, 3903 nt
Organism: Andrographis paniculata
Lineage: Eukaryota; Viridiplantae; Streptophyta; Magnoliopsida; Lamiales; Acanthaceae
Product: probable receptor-like protein kinase At1g30570
Exons: 2
Coding region: 966-3590 (874 amino acids)
Biological process (GO): protein autophosphorylation
Cellular component (GO): plasmodesma; plasma membrane
Molecular function (GO): transmembrane receptor protein tyrosine kinase activity; ATP binding
Source: RefSeq, a predicted model, not a curated record